Molecule: messenger RNA, 8153 nt
Organism: Leptidea sinapis
Lineage: Eukaryota; Metazoa; Arthropoda; Insecta; Lepidoptera; Pieridae
Gene: hlk
Exons: 25
Coding region: 22-5079 (1685 amino acids)
Source: RefSeq, a predicted model, not a curated record
CAGUCCGCGCGCGCCCUUGCUAUGUGUCGGUGGGUGACGGCCCUUGUGGCGUGCCUGCUCGUGAGCGCCGCCGUCGCGCGCAAGUCCGCGCCCAAGCCGGAGCAGGAUCCCCGCAUCGAGGAGGUGACCGCCAAGCAGCUCGAACGACUCCUCGACGAGAAGGACUUCGUGGCGGUGUACUGGUAUGCAAGAAGCUGUGUCACGUGCGAUAAAGUGUUAGAAGAGCUAGAGAAGAUAGAUGACGACACAGACACGUUCGGCGUAGACUUCGUCAAGAUCAACGACAAGCGGCUCGCGAAACAGCAUGGUAUCACGAAAUUCCCCGCCCUCACGUACUUCCGUGAGAAGGAACCGAUCAUUUACGAAGGAGAUCUCAUGGACGAAGAAAGCGUCCUGGAUUUCCUGACGAGCUUAGAAGCAAUGGACCUUCCAGACCGGAUAGAAGAAGUGAACCAGAAGAUCCUCGGAAAAAUAGUUGAGGACACCGAAUACGUGGCUGUUCUCUUUUGUCCUGAUCACAAAAAUUGCGGGCCGAUGAACAAUAAACCAGAAUGUAAGAAAUGCGCGAAAGCGCUUCAAGAGCUAGAAAAUAUUGAUGAUGAGGCUGAUCAGCUCGGUAUAGGCUUUGUCAAAAUUCAUGAUGAGGAACUCGCCGAAGAGUAUAGUCUUGGUGAUCUGCCAAGACUAGUCUACUACAGGCAUCAAAUACCGAUUAUCUAUGAAAGUGAACUAAGCAGGGAAGAAGAUGUGUUGGAAUGGCUCAUUGCGAAUAAAUCGACUGGGGACGAGGAAGAUGUCAUCGAAGACGUUACAGCAAAAACCCUUAAUACCUUAAUUGGAAAUGUCGAUAAUCUUGUUGUGCUUUUUUAUGAUCACGGAGAUGAAGAAUCCAUGACCGUUUUAGGAGAGUUGGAGAAGAUAGAUGACGAUUGCGAUCGACAUGGAAUACAAUUUGUAAAGAUCGAUGAUAAGAAAUCAGCAAAAGAAUUUGGCAUCGAUGACGUUCCUUCAAUAGUUUACUUCGAAAAACAAAUCCCCAAUGUUUACGACGGUGAUCUACAGAAUGAGGAGGAGAUGUUAGAAUGGCUUGUCGGUCAAUUGGAAAAGGACGAGAUUGAAGAUGUAACAGACGAAAUGUUGGAUCGUCUUAUUAAGGACGGUAAAACUGUUGCUGUUCUGUUUUACGAUAACAAUGACCGGAAGUCGCAAAGAGUGUUAAAUGAACUGGAGAACAUCGACGAUGAAUGCGAUCAACUGGGUAUUGCAUUUGUUAAAAUUGAUAACGAUGAUGAAGCCAAAGAGUAUGGUAUUGAUAAAAUUCCAACUCUAUUAUACUUUGAAAAGGGUAUACCGACAUAUUAUGAGGGUAAUUUAGAAGAGGAAGAAAAAGUACUGGGUUGGUUAAAGCAUCAGACAGAGAGCGAUGAAAUCGAAGAUAUCACGGAUGAAAUGUUGGAUUUAAUCAUUGAGAAGAUGCCUUAUGUCGCUGUUUUAUUCUACGAUAAGGACCAAAAGAAAAGUCAAAAAAUCUUAGCUGAGUUAGAAAAUAUUGAUGAUGAAUGUGACCAAAACGAUAUAGCCUUCGUAAAAAUUGACGACGAUAAUGAGGCUAAGGAAUACGGUAUUGAAACAAUUCCAACAAUGGUAUUUUUUGAAAAGGGUAUUCCUCAUGUUUACGAAGGAGAUUUAAUGAAGGAAGAUGAGCUGUUUGGGUGGCUACUACAUCAAAAGCGUCACAGUGAGAUACCAGAAGUGACUGACGAGAUGAUGGACAAGCUUAUUGAAAAUACCAACUAUUUAGCUGUUAUAUUCUAUGAUAAAGAUGAUAAACAAGAUAUCCGAAUAUUGAAUGAGCUUGAAAAUAUUGACGAUGAGUUAGAAAAGGAAGGCAUUGUCAUAGUCAGAAUGGACAAUGACGCCGAAGCAAAAGAAUAUGGAAUAGACCACCUUCCCACACUUGUAUACUUUGAAAAUCAUAUUCCUGCUAUAUACGAAGGAGAUCUUAUGAAUGAAGAUGAAGUACUUGAAUGGCUCAUUGAACAAAAAAAUAGUGCAACAAUUGAAGAAGUCACCGAUGAAAUAUUGACAGACCUUAUUGAAGAACACGAAUAUGUUGUCGUUUACUUUAGUGGAACUUGUGAAGAAGGCGAAGAAUGUGAUAAUAUCCUUGAGGAAUUAGAAAACAUCGAUGAUGAACUAGAUGAAACUGGAAUUAUAUUCGUAACAACAGAAGAUAUGACGCUAGCAAAAAAAUAUGGCAUCAAGACUUUCCCUGCACUUGUUUUCUUCCGAAACAAAGAACCCCUAAUUUACAAAGGUGACAUUGAAGAUGAAGAUGAAGUUCUAGCAUGGCUUACAGACGAAGAUACCUUGGAAAUACCUGGAAAAAUUGAAGAAGUGAAUUCUAAAAUGCUGGAAAAAAUUUUAGAAGAAAACGACCAUGUAGUUGUUUUCUUCUAUAAAGAAGGUGAUAAAAAAGCACAAAAAAUUCUAAGCGAGUUAGAAAAUAUUGACGAUGAAUGUGAAGAAGAAAACAUUGAUUUUAUUAAAACAUCUGAUGAUGGUGUUGAAAAAGAGUAUGAUCUGCCGGGGUUGCCAGCCCUAGCUUUCUAUCGACACAAAUUCCGCACUAUCUAUGAUGGUGAUCUUAUGCACGAAGAAGCUAUACUGAAAUGGGUUUUGGAGCUACAUGACUCACAACCAGACGUUAUUGAAAGCGUAGAUAGAAAAACUUUAAAAGACCUGAUUGAUGACGUCGAGCAUUUGGCAGUUUUCUUUUAUAAUGAUAACUGCGAUACCUGCGACGAAGUUUUAGAGGAACUGGAAACUAUUGAUGAUGACACAGAUAAGCAUGGAAUACAAUUUGUUAAAUCAAAGGAUGCUAAAUUGGCUUCAGAUAUCGGUAUAUUUAGCUUUCCAGCUUUGGUUUACUACGAAACAGGAGUUCCAAUUAUGUAUGAUGGCAAUCUUCUCGAUGAGAGCGAAGUUUUGGACUGGAUGGUGAAACAAAAAGAAGAUGAAAGUAUAGAGGAGAUAGACAGAGACACCCUCUUUAAGUAUAUUGAGACGAAAGAAUUUUUAGCUGUUGUUUUCUAUAACGAAGAUGACCCAGGAAGUCCAAGAACAUUAAGACAUGUUGAACUUAUAGACGAUGAGGCUUCUGAAUAUGGAAUUAAAAUCGUCAAAUGUAGCGAUCGCUUAAUGGCAAAGAAAUAUGGUUUCCGAAAGCCACCUGGUAUCACAUACUUUCGUAAGACAAAAUAUAUAAACUACGACGGUGACAUGGAUGAUGAAGAGGAAAUCCUGGACUGGUUGACCAAUCCAGAGAACAUGGAAUUAACAGACCACAUCGAGAAAGUUAACAAAAAAAUGUUCCAGAAAUUACGGCAAACAUCAGACUAUGUUGCGGUGUUCUUUUACAGUAAUGACUGCAAACAGUGUCCCCGAGUACUGGCGGAGAUAGAGCACAUUGAUGACGACGCGGACGGCGCCGGUAUCAACUUUGUCAAAAUCGACGAUCGUCAAAUGGCUAAAGAAUACGGCGUCUUCGCUCUUCCUGCGGUGCUGUUCUUCAAGAUAGGCUCGAAGGAUCCUGUUAUUUACGCAGGAGACCUGUAUGAUGAACAACAACUACUCAGCUGGCUACUCACUCAAAAGAAUCCAGCAGGUGAUGUGAUAGAAGCUCUCGAGGGUCAAGAACUCUUAGAUCUGAUAGAAGAGUCAACUUCUCUAGCCGUCUAUUUUUACUCCAUGGAUUGCGAACAGUGUGCAGGAAUAUUAGAAGAACUUGAAAACAUUGAUGAUGACUGUGACAGACAUAAUAUAAAAUUUGUCAAAACUCAAGAUUACUCUAUAGCCGAAUCAUACGGAGUCACGGACUUUCCAGUGCUUGUAUACUUUGAGCAUAACAUUCCAAAUGUGUACGAAGGUUCGUUAGCUGAAGAAGAGGAAGUAUUGCAAUGGUUGAUAACACAGAAAACAGAAGAUCGCAUUGAGUUAAUCACUAGAGUUAUGCUCGAGAACAUGGUAGAGGAAACACAAUAUUUAGCUGUGUACUUUUAUAAAUUAAACUGCCACAUUUGUGAUACUAUAUUAGAUGAACUAGAAAAUAUAGAUGACGAAUGUGACGUGUACGGUAUACAUAUGGUCAAAAUACAAGAUCCACAGCUAGCAAAGCGAUAUUCAAUAAAAACAUUUCCCGCUAUGGUGUAUUUCAGAAAUGGUAACCCGUUAUUGUUUGAAGGUGAUUUGCAAAAUGAAGAAUCAAUCCUUGAGUGGCUCAUCGAUGAUGACAACCGCGAACUAGCUGAUGAAAUAGAAUCUGUCAAUGAUAGAAUGCUUGAGAGAUUACUGUUUGAAUCUCAUUUACUGGCUGUUUUUUUCUAUGACGAAGAGGAUUGCACAGAAUGCAGUGAAAUCCUCGAGGCGCUUGAACAGAUUGACGGCGAAGUUGAUCAAUUUGGAAUUGACUUCGUUAAAAUAUCAAGCUUAGAAGCAGCGGCAAAAUACAAUGUCAUCAAUAUUCCGUCACUGGUGUACUUCAGGAAACAGACACCAAUAUUCUAUGAUGGCGACUUGCAUCAAGUCGAUAAAGUCCUGCAAUGGCUCACUUCUCAGGAAGUUUUUGAAAUAAAAAAUGAAAUUGAAGAGGUUAACAGGAAAAUGCUGGACAAAUUACUUGAUGAGAAUGAGUUUCUUGCAGUCUAUUUCUAUGAAAACUCAGCUGAUAGCCGCAUAGUGUUGGAUAAAUUAGAGAACAUAGAUAGCGAGACGGACAAUUUGGACAUCACGUUUGUAAAAAUGCACGACUCUCGUUACGCUCGCAAGUGGGGCGUUACUAAACUACCCGCAAUUGUGUACUUUAGGAAGCGAUUUCCGAGUAUAUAUAGAGGGAAUAUAAUGAACGAAGAUGAAGUAUUAGAAUGGCUACGCAAGAACAGGUUCCGACAGCCAGAGCUUAAUAUAUUUAUGUACGCAUUGAUAGCACUGUCAAUAGCGUUUGUCUUAUAUACAGCCUUUUUACUGCAGUGCUUCAAACCGUUAACAUCGCCGCCCUCUCAACACCCGAAACAGGCGUGAAGGACUUUCAAUUAUAACCUAGCUUCGAGCUAGUUUGGUAGCAUUAUAAGAAGACAUUAUAAAACCAUAUCAAAACUUCAAAGUCUAUAAAGAUUUAUUUACAGGAUCGCCGUCUGUAGGCUAAUUAGUUUUUGGUAUUAUACUUAAUGUAGUUAACAAUUAGAAAUCAUGUUCAGCCAUAAUGGGAUGGGAAAUAUAGGUAGAGUUUGGUGGUUUUUCUAAUAACAGACCAAUAUAGAUUGAAAAUUAUACAAUGUUACUUUUAGGGUUAUGUCCUCUUGAAGCGUGUGCGAUUAAUUUCAACCAUCAUAAGUAUGCUAACUUACGAUUUUUAAGCCCACAGUCAAAAUAAUUAAAGGUUAGCCGCUCAGCCACUUGGGAUUUAAGAAAUUUAGAACAUUGUAAAUAUGCCCAAGAAAGAGUUUAAAAAAGAUGUUAUAGAAAUACAGUACUUAUGUCAUGUUAAACAACACAAAAUGGGAUCAAUCUUUAAUAGCUAAUAGAUUUGUAGGCUUUUACAAACACCUAACAAAAUUUUAGACACUGUUUUUAUUUCUUAUUAAUUCGGUAUACUUGUUGCAUGGUAAAAAUAGAACUUUCGUUGUAAUGAGCACACAUUUCGUUCAACUGAAAAAGUUAAUUUAAACGAUAUUUUUUUUUAAUUUUAGAUCCUUAAUUAUUUUACUAAAAUGCUAAGACCCUGAGGUAAUUAAUAUGUCUAACCUUACCCUAUUCAUUAAAUGAACGAUAAAGAUAUGCCUUCAAAAAGGAUUUUUGGAUUUCUACAAGAAAUCUUGAUUAUAACUAUUGAUGGUUUUUGAGUCUUGUAUAUUGUACAGAAUAUAUUUCAUUGUUUAUUAAGUUUUUCAUUAGGUACCUGUCUAUUAUUUUUUCUCUUGCUGAUUCUUGUUUAUCACAAUUGGAUCUAGUAUCUUCCAAUUACCUAAUACUUUUUAACUACCUAAUAGUAUUCUCGUAAAACGAGCGCGAUAUUAUUAUUCAGGUAAACUUUCGUACUCGCAAUGUUCUUUUCCACUCCAUUUCAUCAAAUGCUUUGUUUUGUCCAUGUCCAAAUUUAUCUCGAAAAUUAAUAUUUUUUAUCUUCCUUUUCAUAUGACAUGAAAAUAUCAUUCACUUCGUUUUUGAUUUAUUGUUUUUACAAUAUUUAUCCUUUUAUCUAGUAGUUAUGUGUCAAGAAGUGUUUUCGAUGCUAUUAAUCUUCAAGUCGCAUUGUAAUUUUAAUUUGGUGUGGUUUCUUCCUCUAAACAAGUGAAUUUGUUUUGGAUAGUUGAAAAAUGCUAUAUACUAUCUUAAGUUAUUUCAAUUCAAAGGACUAAAAAUAGGUAAAUAUUAAAAUUUAAAGUAGGUAUAUAACAGUAGUACUUAAGUGAAUUCACAUUACAAUUCAGUUAUCAACAACUCUAAGUUUGACAUGAUUAACCGCUUCUGUACGUGGGGUAAAAUCGUCUGUUAACUUUAUAGUUAUUGUGCAAUGUGCAGUUUUAAGUCAAUGUCCCCAUAGGUAUCUUCUUUGAUAUCAGAGUUUGGUAAUUGAGCAAGGUUGCUCACCUAUAUUCUAUCAUUCCCGCUCUUUUCUAUUAUUUUUCUUUUUUCAUAUGUAAGCUCUUUGAUAAGAAACCAAUCUUUUUGACUGAUCGAAGUCGGUUUUGCUUAAGUACCAAAAUAUAACACCUGUGUAACAAUUCCUAUAUGAAUAGUUAUUUCUAUAAAUACACUUUCAGUCUCGUCCGAUCAUAUUUUUAUUUGUAUGUUCCAGAUAUUCAUCAUUAGUAGGUAUAUUGCCGGAAGGAUACUUACCCAUUUAUGUAAUAACGACUUGAAAUAUCUCUUCACUAAAUCGUCUUUACAGUUUCACUAAGUGGGUUAGAUAGGUACCUACUGUCGCUCUUCAAUUUCUUUCUGACUCAAUAAGUUACUUAGAGCAGCUCUAUCAGCAACCUUGCAGAUAAUAUUUGCUUUGGAUAAUAUCACUGAAACGCAAUAUUAAUACCAAUCAAUGCAGGUAUUUCAGUUUGACUUGUAGGAGGUCUGCUUGAUAUUUAUUUAUAUUACUUUAAAAAUAUUAUGGUUAGAUCAAACUUCUUCUCUUGACAGAGAGCGGCCGUAGUUGUUAUCAAUUUUUGUUCAUAAAUAAUACUAACUUGCAUGACAUUUCUAUUGGGAAAGUUCGAUAGGCUAUUUGGAGACAAACUCCCAUCUUUCACAAAUAUUGACAGUAGCAGAUAGACUUUAAUAAAAACAAUUUAAAAGGAAUAGUAUUAAAAAGACAUGGCUUAAGUUUAAAUCCAAGGACAAGUCAUUGUUUACUUGAAAUUAUUAACUAUUAUACAUAGGUACAUUAAAAUUUUUAAUGUUUCUAUUUUCCUACUCCUUGUAUGAUUUUCGUAACCAAUGUAUUUAUGUCAACAUAGUUCAUUUGUGUCACUGUUUAAGCUGGACUCAAUACACUGUCCCUACUUGUAUUUUUAUAAAAAAGAGAUGUAUUGUCUUGACAUCUAGUCUGAAUUAAAUAUGUGUUAACAAUCAUUGUCACUGUCAUGACAUCGACAGUGACAUUAACCGUGUAACGAUGAGUGACAGCGGAAGCGCCAGUUUCUGCCAGUUCUGCCCCUUACCUUUCCCUACAUCGAACUAGGAGUCUUGAUAAUGCGCGAUUUUUAGAGCUAAGCUUAAUUUUUUAUCCUAAUGUAAAUUCCUCAAACUUGGGAAUUUAAUUCACGGACUAUGAAGCUUCAUUUUUGCUUGUCAUGUUUUUUAUAAUAAUUUUAGCCUAUAUGAUACCAUGGCCAAUCUAAAAUGAAAGGAACUUGAAGAGCUCACCAGUAAACAUCUUAUCUAGUCCCAUACGUUGUUAGUAUAGUCAUAGUCAGCGUAUUAAUAUGAUACGAGUCAAGAAGAUUGGAUGAGAAUUGCACCCAAGACCAGGUGCACAGCGAAUAUGUAAAUGAGCCAUAAUACCAAAAGCUCAACGGAUUCGCCGAGUGUUUAUAAUUUAUAUGAGGUUGUACAUAAAUGUAAAUAAGUUAAUUAUGAAUAAAACAUUAUGAAAAGAU